This is a messenger RNA of Drosophila elegans, 1901 nucleotides long. Its product is annotated as fatty-acid amide hydrolase 2-B. The record is from RefSeq and is a predicted model, not a curated record. Lineage: Eukaryota; Metazoa; Arthropoda; Insecta; Diptera; Drosophilidae. The transcript has 6 exons. Bases 180 to 1781 code for a protein of 533 amino acids.
GUCGGUCGGCACGCGUAGUCCGCGAUCCGCAGUCGAAGUGCUCGGUGGUGUUCCAGGUGCAGUUCCAGUUCCCGAUUCCCAAUCCCGCUAAGCUAACCCACUUCCGCUGCGGUCUGCUCAAAGUCCACCGAUUUGAAUACGAUCACCUUUUUUGGUGACCCCAACGACGCCUGCUCGAAAUGGAGAUAUUCCUACGCCUGAUGGCCUUUGUGCUGAAUGCCUUUGGCAUGCUGGUGAACAAGAUACUGGACCUAGUGCUGCCCCGCCAGAAGCCCAAAUAUCCGGGCAUACGCAAUCCCCUGCUCAAGAAGUCCGUCGUCGAACUGGUCACCCAACUGCGACGCGGUGAGAUCACCUCGGUGGAGUUGGUUAGCGCCUAUAUUGCGCGUGUCCAGGAGGUGAAUCCCUCGCUGAACGCCGUCGUCGAGGAUCGCUUCGAGGCGGCCCUGCAGGAUGCCAGAUUGGCGGACCAGUUCAUCGCCAAGGCCAGCUCGGAGUUCGACCGCGUGGCCCUGUACACCAAGUAUCCCAUUCUGGGCAUACCCUUCACAGUCAAGGAAUCGUGCGGCCUUAAAGGAUUAUCUUUUGCGGUGGGCAGUCUGGCUCGAAAGAACAUGAAAGCAGCUCAGGAUGGCGACGUUGUGGAACUGGUCCGAGCUGCCGGUGGCAUACCCCUCCUGGUAUCGGCAAAUCCCGAGUUUUGUAUGAGUUUCGAGACGAGCAACAAUAUCCAGGGGUGCUGCCUGAAUCCGUACGAUUUAAGGCGCACUUCCGCCGGAUCUUCCGGUGGUGAGGGAUCCUUGAAUGGAUGUGGAGCAACCACCUUUGGAGUGGGUUCCGAUAUCAGUGGAUCCAUUCGCCUGCCUGCCCUCUUCUGCGGCGUAUUCGGACACAAGCCCACUGGCGGACUGACCUCGGUCAAAGGUCACUUUCCAUACUCACUGACGGACAAGAAGUUCCCCAAAAUGCUGCAGAUCGGUCCGAUCACGAGAUUCGCCAGGGAUUUACCUCUGCUAUUGGAAAUCAUGGCAGGCGAUAAUAAGCACAAGCUGAAAAUGGAUGAGCCUGUGGCCCUCAAGGAUAUGAAGGUAUUCUAUGCCUUUGGCUACUCGGGUCUGAACUGCCUUACUCAUCCCGUGGUGGACUUCGAUAUCAAGCUGGCCAUCACCAAGGCCGUCAAGUGUUUGGAAAGAGGGGGAGUGCAGUCCAAGAAGUUGGACCUCAAGUUCCUGUCCAAUUCUUUGGAGAUUGGUCUGGUCUCCCUGGUGGACCUGAAGGGUCUGCCCAGCAUUGUGACCCAGCGGCCUGAUCGAGAUCCCUCCAUGCGACUGCUGAUGGUGGAGCUAUUCAACAGUAUCAUAGGCCACUCAAUCUUCACCAAAGAGGCCAUGUUUCUGGAGGUGAUGAAGCGUUUCAAUGGCCUAAUGGCAUCUGGCAAUAUGGAGGAAUACCGGGAAGAUGUCCAGAAGAUUAAGAGCCACUUAAAUCAACUACUUGGCACCCGAGGGGUCCUCAUCCUGCCCACCUUCCAUACCAGCGCCCUCUGCUUCCACACCUCGCUGGUGAAUGUGACGGGGAUCGACAACAUGCUGCUCUUCAACGUCCUUGGUCUGCCCGCCACCCAUGUGCCCAUGGGCACCAACCAGCGGGGAAUGCCCAUUGGAAUCCAGGUGGUGGCCGCCCAAUACCAGGACAAGCUCUGCCUGAAGGUCGCCGCCGAACUGGAGGCCGUUUUCCACGGUUGGGUGCCACCGGUGCCACAUGCCACCGACAUCAAGUGAAUCUUCCCCGGUCAUCUAACUAGUUAAGGUUCAAGGUUAAAUUUAACAGAAAGUUGUAGUUAUUGUGAAGAUUAAAGUGCAAUUCGUUUGAUUCAUGUAAAUCGAAUUGAUCGGAAUUUA